Molecule: messenger RNA, 3369 nt
Organism: Pelobates fuscus (common spadefoot toad)
Lineage: Eukaryota; Metazoa; Chordata; Amphibia; Anura; Pelobatidae
Gene: ELL2
Product: elongation factor for RNA polymerase II 2
Exons: 12
Coding region: 129-2012 (627 amino acids)
Biological process (GO): positive regulation of transcription elongation by RNA polymerase II; snRNA transcription by RNA polymerase II; transcription elongation by RNA polymerase II
Cellular component (GO): transcription elongation factor complex
Molecular function (GO): cis-regulatory region sequence-specific DNA binding
Source: RefSeq, a predicted model, not a curated record
GGCGGGAUCUUCGGGAUACUUCAGCCAAUCACCGCCAGCGGAUCGUGCGGGCAGCAGGUUUGGUUGCGCACUACAUAAGCCGCUGCUCCGCUCUGUAUCUGGAGGGGAAGAGGGAGUGAGAGAGAAAGAUGGCGGCGGCUCUCAGUGAGGAGGGGAGCUACGGGUUGUCCUGCGGGAGGGGGACACAGGACAAGAUCACCGUACUCCACGUCAAACUCACUGAGACAGCCUGCAGAGCCCUGGAGAACUACCAGAACACUAAAAAUUCUGUAACUUCACAUCCAACAAUUAAGUUUCAGGGUCCCCAAGGAUGUAUAAAGAUUCCAAAGUCCGAUAGUCCCAAUGACAUGUCCAACUUCAGUUUCUACAUGUCAAAUGUGGGCAAAGAUAACCCUCAGGGUAGUUUUGACUGUAUCCAGCAAACUGUCACGAGUCCAGGGAUAUCAAAAUUGAACUGUAUGGGCUUCAUUCAAGAAAAGAUUACAGUACGUGCCACUAAUGACUCCUACCAGCUGACCAGAGACCGUAUGACCCAGGCAGAGGAGGAAACCCGGAGCCGUAGUACAAAGGUCAUAAAACCAGGUGGCCCCUACGUAGGAAAAAGGGUCCAGAUUCGGAAACCAGCAUCUAGUAUUCUAGAUACCGCACCAGAACGGAAGAGGUCAACCCCCAUUAACCCUGCAAGCACUAUCCGAAAAACAAAUUUAAGCAACAGUAUUGCACAACGUCCAUAUAGGGAACGAGUGAUUCACCUUUUGGCCCUGAAGCCAUAUAAAAAGCCUGAAAUUCUGGCUCGCUUACACAGGGAUGGCGUUAAUCAAAAGGAUAAAAACUCUCUCAGCAUUAUCCUACCGCAGGUUGCCAAUUUGAACCCCAAGGACAAUUCAUAUACACUUAAGGAUUUUGUCUACAAAGAAAUCCAGAGAGAUUGGCCUGGAUACCUGGAGGGUGAUAAACAGUUAUUAGACAGAGUUAUCUCUAGGAAACUUAAUCAAUCACAGAGUGGCACUAAUCAAUCAGACUCCCCUUCAAAUGCUGCAUCUUCAUCUCCGUCACAGAAACGUGUGGGAGAUACAGACUUUAUCGAUCCUCUGAUGACUAAAAAGCCGAGGAUAUCCCAUCUUACGAACAGAGUACCUCCAACGUUAAAUGGUCAUUUAAGUCUAACCAGUGAAAAACCAGCAGCACUUCCUCCCCCACCAUCUGCUGCAACCCCAGCACCACCACCACUUCCACCUGCACGCCUUCCAGUUUCUAACCCACAAACUAUAAACUCUAACUCAAAUUCUCCAAGCACGCCUGAGGGUCGGGGCACUCAAGACCUGCCUGUGGACAGUUUCAGUCAAAGCCGUGGCACCUAUGAGGACCAGCAAGAAAAAUAUACCUCUAGGACUAGUGUUGAAGAGUCAGUACCAACAACAAAGUUGGUAAAGUCAGAACCCAUGGAUGAUAAAAACAGCUCAUUGCACAAAAAGGCUAAGAAAGCCAAAAAAAAUAAGGAUAAAGACCGUAAAAAACUUGACACUGAAACCACAAAUGAAAAUCCGCAACCGCACCUAAAGAAAGAACUGGAGAAGAUGGAGGAAAUUCCUAGUCCUGAUACAAAUCAAGACUCUAAAGAGGCUUGCACUGCUUCUGAUCCGUCAUCAACUACAGUACUUCCGGACUACAUGGUCAAAUACACUGUCGUAGCGUCAAAAGAGCAGAGGGAGCAUUACAAAGAAGACUUUAACUCUGAAUAUGAGGAGUAUCGACGCUUGCAUUCCAAAAUUGAGAGCGUUACUAGGAAGUUUGUGCAUCUUGAUACGCAGCGUAAGACUCUGUCACCUAGCUCUAAAGAAUAUAAGGUCAUACAUGAAGAAGUUCUCAAGGAAUAUCGCAAACUGAAAGAGUCUCUUCCCAACUAUUAUGAAGAAAAGUGCCGCUGUGAGUAUCUGCACAACAAACUCGCUCACAUUAAAAGACUAAUUGGAGAAUUUGACCAACGACGAGCAGAGUCCUCCUGGCACUAAAGCUCUGACACAAGAUGUGAAUAAACGUUAUUUAUUAAAUUCCAAAUGUGUUACGCUAGGUUAAAAAAAGGAAACUUUUUCUGGAGUUUCAGUAUUAGCAAACUUUUUUUUUUUUUUUCUCCUUUUCCCCCCUCCCCUCUUCCUUUUUCCCCAACCCCAUUUUAUUCCGCUUAUUUAAAAGCUGCUUUUUUUGUUUUUUCCUUUUUGUCCUUCUGGACUGGCAUUUAUCCUGUGGAUGUCGGUGUGGAUACUGGAAUAUCAGUGCCUGCAUUUGAACUGCGCAUUUUAAAUUAUGUAGCAAGACUAUGUGCUUAUGGAUAAAUGUACGUCCUUCUUAAUGCAAACCCUUUGCCUUUAAAUGGUAGAAGGUUUCAAAAAAAUUUGCACAAAAUAUAUUUAAAAAAAAAUAAAAAAAUGGAGGGUUGAUGGACAGAAAAGGUGCAUAUAAAAUAUAUUAUAUAUACAGUCUGUCUUGAUCCUUAACUUGCAAAUCUUACCCCCCACUUCAAUUGAUGCCUUAAGGUGUUUGUCUAUAAUAUGUGUAGUGAAGUAUUAGCUACACCGCUUCCCAGGUUAUUAAAGCAAUGGGAAGCACACUGUGGCCUAUCAGCGUCUGGAAGUGUGUUUGUAUGUGUGCCAGGCUGCGUGGGUGUGUGCAUGCAUGAUACACAAAGCUGCUAUUUAAUAGGCCAAACGCUCAGGUUUUAAUCAACUGAUGAGUGUUGGGUUUUUCCUAUGAAUUUGCUACUUGUAUUCUGGAAAACGACAGCAAUUCCACUUCAAGAAUUUGUCGGCGUUAACAUUAAAGGUGGGGGGGUGAGGGAGCUGAUGACUAUAUACAAAGAAACUCCUUCAGUAUUUGGGGGGUCUACUUGUGAAGGUGUUUAACCAAUGUACUUUUUUGGGCGAAGAAUUCAGAAACUUAACAGUGUAGGUGACCUAUUUAUAUAUUGAUAUAAAGUAUUUUUGAAAAGAUAUGCAAAGAAGCUAUUUACCUACAUGUAUAUUUAAAGUGUUUUUGCUCCUGAGAGCCAGGAAUUAAGUAAAAUACAGAUCUAUUUAAAAAAAGAAAAAAUACUGUGAUCAUCCGACAGCACAAAUAUGCAUUUCAUGCUACUUACCAGUUUACUUUGAAAACUUUGGAAUAUUUUUUUUUUCACAUGGGAACAGAAGCUAUUUGGUUUUUAGCAUUCUGACUAAACCAAGAUAUCUGAAUUUAUUAUUUUUAUUUUUUUUUUUAUCCUUCGAAUAAGUGCUGCCAAUUAAAAGGGAAGCAUAUUGUUUACAGAUGUGAUUUGUUGGAAUGUUUGCCAAAAAAAAGUUGAAAUCUGUAAUAAACAUUGCCUCCAAUACCAAA